AUGACAGCUCCCGCCGAUUAUUCUCCCAAGCCGCCCUUGGGGGCCAGCCUCUCUGGCCAGAGGCAGUUCAAAAAGCACAAAGUUCUGCCUCGUCCACACCACGAGAGAACGCCUGAAAUCCCAAUUCAAAUCGCGAAAGCUACUCCGCCUAAACGUGACCUGCUCAUUGAAUCUUCGCGUUCUGGAAACGGCGCUCAACCAUCCAGCCCCCGAACCCUCAAACAUCAAUCGCGAAGGAUUGGGAGUGGCCCAGAUCUCCCCCCUACUCCUCCGAGACACUCGCGCAAGUCAUCGGAUAACUCGUCCGCCAAGGCGAGCAGUCCAUCCGCGACCGACGAAGCAUUGCAGACGCCUCAGAAGUCGCAACCACGACCACCCAGUACACCACCUAACCAGAAGAGUCCGCCUACCCCGGAUGUAACACCGCCUCACCAUGCCAGCCGCCCCAAACUGCUACGCCCAGACGUCAUUGAGCGCCCUGGUUCGAGCACCACAACUGUUGGCUCACAAUCUGGCUCCUUCACAACCGCACGGGAGGAGCUUUCGGUGGAUGAAGAUGCAGACAAGUCUGCUAAUACGAAGGCUUCGCGCUCGACUGUGCGCCAGGUGUCUGAUACUGGCGCCUACAUUCCGCAGCCUGAGGCACUGGGCCUGGCAUUGGCAAACUUACCCCCUCGUUCAGAAGGGAGCAGUACGUCUAGAUCAGGGGUGGACUGGGGCCAUAAUGACAGUGACUGGGGCUCCGUGAGCGAGGUCGAGCAGGAAUGGGACCACAACCUGCAGAGAUUGGUAACCGUCAAGAAGCGACCUCAGCCUCUCGAAAUACCAACUUCGAACCCGUACGGAAUUAGGGUUAUUGAGCCCAAUAUGAUAACACCGACUCAAGCAGCCAAGGCAGUUAGGAAUCUGUCGUUGCACCAAAGAAAUGACAGCGUUCCCUCUGCGAAACGACUUUCAGUUCGUGAGGCAGCACCAACGGCUCCCUCGAGCACGGUCACCGCCAGCUCCGACCCGCGCAGGGCAUCGGCUAUAUCGACGAAAUCUACCGUCUCGACUGUUGUAGAGGCCUACCUCUUGGACGCUACACCGACGAGGCAGAGGACCCUGCGUCAUGUUCGAAAGCAGACUAUCUUGAGGGAUCCUCUCGAUGACUCGCCAAGCUCAACUGCCCAUUCUCUUAAGUCGGACAAAUCGCAGAAGGAGCAGCGCGUUCGCAGCCGCCCGGAUACUGCAAAGCAUGAGAGCCAGGCUUCAAGUACGACGCUCAAUUCUGUCUCUAGCGGUAGGGCUAGACGGGAGGUCUGGAAAUCUGGUGGUAUUCCUGUGGUGGUUGUUCCAGAUCGGCUGUCGUCACACAAGUCCAAGUCCAACAAAGAACCUUCCUUGAGAUCUCGUUCGAGCCGCACUGCAAGUAUCAGCCCGGCACCCAACGACAGAUCGACGACCAACGACGAAGCGACUCUCGUGUCUCGCGAAUCCCGGGGUCGUAAAAGCUCUGUGCCCGAUGACUCGGACCAGAGGACUGUUGAUUAUCCUCCUAUUGUCCCGGCUCGCUCGUCUUCCCUCUCGGCGCCUACUAGUCGAAAUGGCUCACGGGCCAGCUCAUUGACUGCCGAGAGCAUCAAGCUUCACAACGCCCUGCAGGAGUCUCUGAUGAAAAAGAAGGAGGAAGGCAAGGUGCCUGACAUCAAAUUUUCGGAAGAUGUGCUGGCCCCACGGACUCUUUCGAAUGCUUCCGAGAAGGACUGGGCUCAUCGUCGCCUGAGUUCCGAGCGCCACGACGAUUUCCUGUUUGCCAAGGGAUAUGGGCCACAAAACACGCCAUUCUCGCUGGCUUCUGUUGAUACAAAUGGGACUAACCCAGUGGUUUCGGAAGCUCUAGCAGUGCAGAUGUACCCUCAUCAGAACUCGUCAUUGUUGAUGGUUGACCAUUCGACGAGGCCAUCUGAAUCCCUUGACGAAGAUGAGAGGGAAGACGCUGAGUUGGAAGUGCCACUGCCGACCGACUCCUCAGAGGAAUCUCCUGUUACACCCCCUCAGACAAAAUUCUCAUUCAACGACAUCGACUCACCGCUCCGAAACCCACGAGCGCCCCCUGAGCCGCCCACUCUCGGAGAGAAGCCUCCUCGACGUCCUUCAGUGGUGCGCCGGGCUUUCAGCCGUCACCGUCGCCACUCGGUCGAUUUUGGCCCCUCAACUUCGAAAGCCCAGAGCUUCUUGACCCGGAGAUUGUCUCUCUCACGCACUCGACACGGCAAGGGGCUGUCAGACAUGGAACGUGAACCAGCAUAUCCAAGCCCGGAUGAUAGUCCAGCGGAAGAGAACAAGUUGCACCCGUUCUGGCGCCCACAAUGGUCCAGCGAGGAUUCGGAUGACUGGGACGGCUAUGACGACGAGGGCGUCCGUUUCUCAAACGACCCGGUGGAACAGAUCUUCCGAUAUCCUCCUGUGGACAACCGACCAUCAAAGGGACUUGAGAGAAGCUUCAGCGCGAGAAUGAAGCGCACAUUUGCUGUCCUCCCUCGGGAAGACUCUUACUACACCAGCUACGAUUGGCCCACUACCGAGCGCCGUACCAUUGGCCGAACUCCAAGUGGAAAUCUUCGAGUUAUGCGACAUCGUGCGAGCCUGGAUUCUCUGCGACGCAAUUACAAUGACGAAGAGCGACCUUAUAGCGCGGUGGACGGAGACGUGAAGAGGCCGUUCUGGCGGUCGAACAGUCUCCAUCGACGCGCCAACAGGGAAAGGCGUCGGCUUUCCCUCGGUAGUAGGCUCGAGGAGAUCCAUAACCUUCGGCGGAAGCUUAGUGAAAGGAGACGCGAGAAGCGGUCUCGAGAACUCCGCCAAAAGAUUAGUGGCCCGAAGGAGGUUCGAGACGGAGUAGGAGACGUGAUCCGGUCGAGCACUGCGCGCGAUCACUACCAAACACAAACACACACACAGACUUGAAAAAGUCAAGCCAUGGCCCUGGACUGGCCCUGGCCAACCUCAUCCCAUCACGCCACGGACGCAGACGCCAUUUGGGUCUGCAUAUGAUCAAGACAAAAGGUUCAUGAUUGAGAUGAUUUACGCUUUAUGAAUGAUUCUGGGUUACGGAAAUGAUAUUGCUCACGAUUUGCUGUUACAAGUUUGAUGAUGGAAUGGAUUAUAUGUGGGCGAAGGAAUAGCGGGAGAUGUUUUACGUUGCUCUUCUCCGCGGGUAUGCCUGUCCGUGUAAAAUAUAUAUACCAAGGACGAGUUGCUGUUACUUGAGAUGGAUACGGCAGAUGUAGUAAAAGGAUGUUUCAUGGUUGUCUUAAGGGC
This is a messenger RNA of Fusarium vanettenii 77-13-4, 3303 nucleotides long. RefSeq lists its product as uncharacterized. NCBI's taxonomy places the organism in Eukaryota, Fungi, Ascomycota, Sordariomycetes, Hypocreales, Nectriaceae. Bases 1 to 2949 code for a protein of 982 amino acids. The transcript is spliced from 2 exons. The record is from RefSeq and is a predicted model, not a curated record.